Molecule: messenger RNA, 2175 nt
Organism: Nestor notabilis (Kea)
Lineage: Eukaryota; Metazoa; Chordata; Aves; Psittaciformes; Psittacidae
Gene: PPEF2
Product: protein phosphatase, EF-hand calcium binding domain 2
Exons: 16
Coding region: 1-2175 (724 amino acids)
Biological process (GO): detection of stimulus involved in sensory perception; negative regulation of MAPK cascade
Cellular component (GO): nucleus; cytosol
Molecular function (GO): Hsp90 protein binding; manganese ion binding; iron ion binding
Source: RefSeq, a predicted model, not a curated record
AUGGGAUCUGGUAGUUCUGGAAAUGCCAACUACAAGUACUCCCUGCAGAAGUCUGAAAAGGCUUUCAAGGCAGCUGUCUUGAUCCAGCAGUGGUAUCGGCGCUAUGUUGCUCGCCUGGAAAUGCGCCGGCGUUGCACCUGGAGAAUCUUUCAAUCCAUAGAGUACGCUUGUGAACAGGAUCAGAUCAAGCUUCACAACUUCUUCAGUUACCUUAUGGAUCACUUCACACCAAGCAGCAGUAAAGAGAGGGAUUUUAUCAGUCGCAUGUUCAUAAGCGGGGAAAGCUUCAAAGAGGCAGAGCUGGAAAAAUACUGUGACUAUGAAUCCAUGGAGGUGCCAGACUCCUACACUGGACCCCAUCUCUCUUUCCCACUCCUUCCUGACCAUGCAACUGCCUUGCUGGAAGCUUUCAAACAGAAACAACAGCUCCACGCUCGCUAUGUCUUAAACCUUCUGCAUGAGACCAGGAAGCACCUCAAGCAGUUGCCAAACAUCAGUCAUGUCUCCACGUGCUACAGCGAGGAGGUCACUGUGUGCGGAGACUUGCAUGGCCAACUGGAUGAUUUGUUCCUCAUAUUUUAUAAGAAUGGCCUUCCUUCCCCUUCUAAGUCCUAUGUGUUCAAUGGCGACUUUGUAGACAGAGGCAAACACUCACUUGAGAUCCUCAUCAUCCUCUUUACCUUCCUCUUGAUCUAUCCAAAGGAGGUUCACCUCAACCGUGGGAACCAUGAGGACCACAUGGUCAACUUACGCUAUGGUUUCACCAAGGAAGUAAUGCAUAAAUACAAGGUGCAUGGGAAGAAAAUCUUGAAGAUGAUUCAGAAUGUCUUUUGCUGGUUGCCCCUUGCCACCCUGAUUGAUCAGAAAGUCCUCAUUAUACAUGGGGGCAUCUCUGACACCACUGACCUGGACAUGCUUGAGAAAAUUCAAAGGAACAAAGUAGGUUUCAUUUCCUAUACAUUGCAAGAGACGGCAGUGUUGCUGAUCUGUGGGAAGAAAAGAAAGGAGUCAAACAGAAACGUGGAAACACAGGAAACAAAUGAGAAGAGCAAAGCAGAGGCUGACCCAGCAGGGAAUGAGGCAGCUCCCAGUUUACCUCCCUCACCCCAACCAGCCCAGGCUCCCAGCACAGCCAACAGGCUGGAGUUCUCCAGGUGGGUCCGGCAGACAGUGCAGGAGCAAAUUGAGCGGUGCCGCCAGCUUGUGGACAUCAGUGAGUCAGAGGAGGAGGAGCUCACCUAUGCCAGCGUGGUCUCCUUGACGGAUUUGGAUGGGCUGUGCCAGACUCGCCAAGAGGACUGGAAGCAGAUCUUAGACAUUCUCUGGAGUGACCCCAUGCCUCAGGAGGGCUGCAUAGUAAAUACAGUGCGAGGUGGUGGCUGCUACUUUGGGCCUGAUGUGACAAGGAAGAUCCUUGAGAAGUACAACUUGCAGUUCCUCAUCCGCUCCCAUGAGUGCAAGCAAGAGGGCUAUGAGUUCUGUCACAAUCGGAAGGUGCUGACCAUAUUUUCAGCCUCGAACUACUAUGAGAUUGGCAGCAACAGGGGAGCCUACGUGAAGCUGGGGCCAGACCUCGUCCCCCAUUUUGUUCAGUACCAAGCCAACAAGGCAGCCCAUACUCUCACUAUGACCCAAAGAAUCAGCAGAGUAGAGGAGUCAGCCUUUCGAGCCUUGCGGGAAAAGCUCUUUGCUCACACCUCAGCCCUCAUCAGCGCGUUCAAGGCGUACGAUAAGGACAAUAUGGGAAGGAUCACGCUGAGCAACUGGGCAACAGCAGUGGAGUCAGUCUUGCACUUGGGAUUGCCCUGGCGAAUGCUGAGGCCACAGCUGGUGCGCAGCACGACAGAUGGCAUGCUGGAAUACAAGUCCUGGCUGGACGACUUGGCCAUGGAGCAGCGGAGCCAAGAGCACAUCCAGACGAGCUUGCUGGAAGUCAUUUAUCGAAACAGAUCCAACCUGGAGACUAUAUUCAGGAUCAUUGACAAAGAUCAUUCAGGUCUCAUCUCAUUUGAGGAAUUCCACCAAACCUGGAAGCUGUUCAGCUCCCACAUGAACACUGAACUCACGGAUGAUGGCAUUAACGACUUAGUUCGCAGCAUUGAUUUCAAUAAGGAUGGAAACAUUGACUUCAAUGAGUUCCUAGAAGCCUUCCGCCUUGUCAGACAGUCACAGUAG